AUGUGGGCGAUCUGGAGCUCUUCUUUCUUUUUGGUCUUUCAUUUGGUCGUCAGGGUCUCCGGUAAUGCAGAAGGCGAUGCCUUGAAUGCAUUAAAGAUGAAUUUACUUGAUCCGAACAAUGUUCUUCAAAGUUGGGAUCCUACACUCGUCAAUCCCUGCACUUGGUUUCAUGUAACAUGCAAUAGUGAAAAUAGUGUCACGCGUGUUGAUCUUGGAAAUGCAAAUCUAUCUGGUCAACUGGUUACGCAACUUGGGCAGCUUCUGAAUUUGCAAUACUUGGAACUUUUCAGCAAUAACAUAAGUGGAAGAAUUCCUGAUGAGCUUGGGAAUCUGACAAACUUGGUGAGCUUGGAUCUUUACUUGAACAAGUUAAAUGGUCCAAUUCCAGUGACGUUGGGCAAGCUUCAGAAACUCCGUUUCUUGCGUCUCAACAACAACACCUUGUCGGGAACGAUUCCUAUGAAUUUAACUCUGGUUACCUCCUUGCAAGUCCUGGAUCUUUCUAACAACGAUCUACAUGGAGAUAUCCCUGUCAAUGGUUCAUUCUCUUUAUUCACUCCUAUCAGUUUUCAAAAUAAUCCCCGCCUCAAUCCUCUUCCAGCUUCUCCACCAUCUUCUUUUCCACCACCAGGGGGUGCUUCUAAUGGAAAUAGUGCCACUGGAGCUAUUGCUGGGGGAGUUGCUGCUGGUGCUGCUCUGCUGUUUGCUGCCCCUGCAAUUGCACUUGCUUACUGGCGACGAAGAAAACCACAGGACCAUUUCUUCGAUGUACCUGCCGAAGAGGACCCAGAAGUUCAUCUUGGACAGCUUAAAAGGUUUUCUCUGCGUGAGCUGCAAGUUGCAACUGACAAUUUUAGUCACAAAAACAUUUUGGGCAGGGGUGGAUUUGGAAAGGUUUAUAAAGGACGUUUAGCUGAUGGCUCUCUGGUGGCUGUUAAAAGAUUGAAAGAGGAGCGCACCCAGGGUGGGGAACUGCAGUUCCAGACAGAAGUUGAGAUGAUCAGCAUGGCUGUGCAUCGGAACUUGCUUCGUCUACGUGGCUUUUGCAUGACUCCAACUGAGCGGUUGCUUGUCUAUCCUUUUAUGGUUAAUGGAAGUGUAGCAUCAUGUUUAAGAGAGCGUUCAGAAUCACAACCCCCACUUAAUUGGCCAAUAAGGAAGCAAAUUGCAUUAGGAUCUGCACGAGGGCUGGCUUAUUUGCAUGAUCAUUGUGAUCCUAAGAUCAUUCACCGUGAUAGGGCUUUUGAUCUUGCUCGCCUUGCGAACGAUGAUGAUGUAAUGUUGCUUGAUUGGGUGAAGGGACUUCUAAAAGAUAAGAAGUUGGAAACGCUGGUUGAUGCUGAUCUGCAGAGAAAUUACAUCGAUGAUGAGGUUGAGCAACUGAUCCAAGUUGCUCUACUGUGUACACAAAGCUCCCCAAUGGAACGACCCAAGAUGUCAGAGGUUGUUAGGAUGCUUGAAGGGGAUGGCUUGGCGGAGAGAUGGGAGGAAUGGCAGAAAGAGGAGGUGUUCCGUCAAGAUAUUAAUCAAACUCAUCACCCAAACACUCAUUGGAUCGUUGAUUCCACUUCCCACAUCCCUCCAGACGAAUUGUCCGGACCCAGAUGA
Dovyalis caffra is the source of this 1608-nucleotide messenger RNA. NCBI's taxonomy places the organism in Eukaryota, Viridiplantae, Streptophyta, Magnoliopsida, Malpighiales, Salicaceae. The record is from the annotation of a GenBank genome assembly.